Molecule: messenger RNA, 2117 nt
Organism: Lycium ferocissimum
Lineage: Eukaryota; Viridiplantae; Streptophyta; Magnoliopsida; Solanales; Solanaceae
Product: butanoate--CoA ligase AAE1-like
Source: RefSeq, a predicted model, not a curated record
AUAUGCAUUAAGCCAAACGCAAAUGAGUACAACACAAGUACAUACAUAUAGACUCUUCAUAGUAAGUCAUACUCCCACUGCUUGCAAUUAUUUUGCAGCUGCUAGCUCUUCCAUAUUUCAAAUGAGUCUCUCUUCCACCAUCAACAUGACUCACUUUCUAAAGGACUCAAAAUUAUGUAUCUUUAAUGGUCCUAAUCAAGUUCACCUUUCACGCACCAAGGGGCACCUCUUGUUAUGCCAGCUUUCUAUGGAUCAUCAUCAUCAUCAUGAAGCUGAUCAGUCGUCGUCAUGGCCAUCCGUUAAAUCAUGUGAUGCAAAUUAUGUUCCAUUGACACCCAUAAGUUUCUUGGAAAGAGCAGCAAAUGUUUUCAGUGAAAGGACUUCAGUUAUCUAUGGCUCCUUCUAAUCUGUGAUGUACACUUGGGAAGAGACCCAUGAUAGGUGCCUGAAGCUUGCUUCUGCUCUAGUUCAUCACUUGGGUAUUUCUCGUGGGGAUGUGGUUGCAACAAUAGCCCCUAAUGUACCAGCAAUACAAGAGCUGCAUUUUGCAGUACCAAUGGCCGGAGCAGUUCUUUGUACAUUAAACACACGUCUCGAUUCAGCUAUGAUAUCAACACUUCUGAUGCAUUCAGAAGCAAAGAUCAUAUUUGUGGAUCAACAGUUUCUCCAACUUGCUCAAGAAGCCCUUUCUCUUCUUGCUAGCAAGAACAAGAAAACAAAACCACCUCUUCUUGUUGCAAUAAUCUCAGAAAAAUCUAACAAUUUCCCUCCUACUUGUGGGAACUCUAACAUUUAUGAAUAUGAAAGUCUACUUGGAAGUGGGAAUAGCAAUUUUGCUAUAAGGUGGCCAGUAACUGAACUUGACCCUAUAAGCAUUAACUAUACUUCUGGAACAACAGCAAGACCCAAAGGAGUUGUUUACAGUCAUAGAGGUGCAUAUCUCAAUUCUAUUGCAACAUUUUUGCUUCAUGAAAUGACUUCACUACCUAUUUAUCUUUGGACUGUUCCAACAUUUCACUGCAAUGGGUGGUGCCUGAUUUGGGGUCUAGCAGCAGUAGGUGGCACUAAUGCUUGUAUCAGACGUGUAUCUCCAAAAGAAAUAUUUGAAUGUAUUUCACUGUACAAGGUGACACAUAUGGGUGGUGCACCUACUGUUUUGAACAUGAUAGUGAAUACGCCGUCGUGCGUCCGGAAGCCACUUCCACACAAGGUGAAGAUUAUGACAGGUGGUUCACCACCACCACCACAAAUCCUUUCAAGAAUGGAGGAGUUGGGGUUUGGAGUAAAUCAUUUAUAUGGACUAACAGAGACGUAUGGUCCAGGUACAUAUUGCUUGUGGAAGCCUGAGUGGGAUUCUUUGCCUUCAGAUGAAACAUUAACACUGAAAGCUAGACAAGGAGUGCAGCAUCUUUGUAUAGAGGAAGUCGAUGUAAGAGAUUCUGUAACCAUGGAGAAGGUGCCCGCGGGUGGUGUAACAACGGGAGAAGUUAUGUUUAGAGGAAAUACAGUAAUGAGCGGAUAUUUAAAAGAUGUAAAAGCAACAGAGGAAGCUUUUAGAGGUGGAUGGUUUCAUAGUGGUGAUCUUGCUGUAAAACAUCCUGAUGGUUAUAUAGAAGUUAAGGAUCGUUUGAAAGAUAUCGUAAUCUCUGGUGGAGAGAAUAUAAGCACUGUUGACGUGGAAAGGGCUUUGUAUAGUCAUCCAGCUGUGCUUGAGGCAGCAGUAGUCGCUCGACCAGAUAACCACUGGGGACAGACACCUUGUGCAUUCGUGAAGUUGAAGGAGGGAUUCAAUCUAAGUGCACAAGAAAUUAUCAACUUCUGCAGGGAUAAUUUGCCUCAUUACAUGGCACCUCGGACAGUUAUAUUUCAGGAUCUCCCAAAAACUUCAACUGGAAAGAUACAGAAAUUUAUCCUAAGGGAGAAGGCCAAAGCCUUGGGCAGUCUUUUCUGAACGAAAUGAAGCAUUAGCACUGGGAUGACUCUAUGAAGGUCAUUAGCUAAAUAGUCAGUGUAUCAUUCUUCAUGCUAUUCAGUUCAAUAUUGUACAUUGCUAGUAAUAACUUUCAUUUGUAUAUUUAAGUUUAUAUUCCAGCAAGAGAAAUGCUCUGUUCCACCAA